CCACUUGUGAGAGCUUCUAACUUAUUUGUUGUUCAUAUCUGUCCUAACCUCGAUCUCAGAAUUGACACAGUCACUUGUGGAAUCAACAAUUAGAUAUUGUUAAUUUAUAGUUAAUGUUUACGUCGACUGCUAAAAGUAUUUAUUGGAAUUCUCCUCGACGAGCUUUUCUUUACAUCGCAAAUGGAGAAAAUGAAGAUUCAGCAACACCUGCAGAUGAGUUCCAAAGCCAAACGACGAGACGAAUAAACCAGAGAAUGAAUAACAAAAUCAACGAGUCAAAAACUUAAUUGAACUGUGGGAAACAAUAAACAAUGGAGUUCGUCUGCAUAAAAGACAUUCGGCCAGGCCAGAAGAACAUAAACGUUAUGUUUAUAGUGCUUGAGGUGGGCCACCCCACGAUAACAAAGGAAAAUCGUGAAGUGAGGACUUUUAAAGUGGCAGAUAGCACAGCCUGCAUGAAUGUCUCGAUAUGGGACGAGCCAGGACAGUUGCUAGUGCCCGGGGACAUCGUCAGGUUGACCAAAGGCUAUGCAUCAGUAUGGAGACAGUGCUUGACACUUUACUCGGGGAAGAAUGGCGACAUUCAGAAGAUUGGGGAGUUCUGCAUGGUCAUCAAUGAACAGAUGAACAUGAGUGAGCCCAACCCAGCACUGGCGCAACAGCUGGUCAAUCAGGGGGGUUCAGGACCACCUGGCAGCAGUAUUAACAGCAAUAUUGUUAACAAUGGGAAUGCCAAUAAUGUGUCUGGUGGAUCCAGACAGACUUUGGCGACAAACACGACGUCAUCCACAGCCUCGACUUCUUCAACAGCCUCCACUGGCAACUCAACAAAAGCAGGAAAUAAUUCCGGAAACACGACCGCAGGACUUCCGGGAGGCUCGGCGAGGUUCAGCGGCGAGGGGGGUACCUCGAAAACCACUGGAAAAACAAAUGUAAGGGGCAAAACGGGAUAUAGGAAUGGUGGCCGUAAUGAGCGCAGAUAAUACUUUCUGCCAAUUUCUUCAAACGACUCAACGACUCGUUUUCUAAAUGACGAAUUUACUGGAGUUAUCCACAAUCGGAGCCAAUCUAAGUGCUAUUGAUCAUUGUAAUUUUGUAAUGUUACCUAAGAGUUAGUUCGUAUGUAGCGAUUUAUUUGAUUGAAUCGUGAUUGUAAGAUUGUUUGGAAUAAUACUUGUACCAUAUUUGUA
Messenger RNA from Diachasmimorpha longicaudata, 1190 nucleotides. Its product is annotated as SOSS complex subunit B homolog. The coding region runs from base 312 to 983 and encodes 223 amino acids. Gene Ontology annotation, biological process: mitotic cell cycle checkpoint signaling; double-strand break repair via homologous recombination; response to ionizing radiation. Gene Ontology annotation, cellular component: SOSS complex. Gene Ontology annotation, molecular function: DNA binding. The record is from RefSeq and is a predicted model, not a curated record. NCBI's taxonomy places the organism in Eukaryota, Metazoa, Arthropoda, Insecta, Hymenoptera, Braconidae. The transcript has 3 exons.